AUGUCAAUAGUCCGGCUCUCAGCCAGCCGUUGUGUACAGCUAUUCAAGUGUCGAUGGUGGAUCUCCUCCGGCUCCUCCGGAGUUUCGAAAUAUUUCCCCAUCACGUUCUGGGCCAUUCGUCUGGAGAAAUUGCUGCAGCAUAUGUAACCCUCAGUUACCCAACGGAUGGAAUUUGCUAACCAAAUACAGGUACUGCACAGGAGCGCUUGAUCGGAGAUCAGCAAUAAAAGUAUCUUACUAUCGAGGCAUUCUUACCAGUCGAUUUGCUCAAGAAUACCCCGUCGGUCUCGGUAUGCUUGCUGUUGGUCUACCUGAAAACGAGGUCCACCAAUAUAUCACGACCACCAUUAGAAUGUUUCCGAAUCCUCAACUGUCCAUCGGUUGCAUUAACAGGCCCAAAAGCGUUACGAUAACCGGGCACGAAGAUCAGAUUAUGGCGUUGAAUGAGUUACUGGAUGAGGAUCACAUAUUCGCUCGGAAAUUGGCCGUUAAAGUUGCUUAUCACUCUCCGAUCCUGAAAAAGAUAGUACCAGAGUACAUUGCUGUACUGGGGAACUUGUCAAACAACGAUAACCCAGAAAUUGUACAUAUGACAUCGUCAGUGACAGGUGAAGCUACGUCUUUUGAGGAACUCAGACUCGCUUCUUACUGGGCGAGGAAUCUCACAUCACCUGUGAACUUCGCCCAGGCAAUGACCCGACUUUGCAAUUUACAAGAAAUUGACAGUAUCAUUGAAAUUGGACCACAUUCUGCUCUACAAGCACCUAUUAAGGAGAGUAUCAGAACGAUGAAGAAAGAAGAUUUGGUAGAUUAUACCUCGGCACUUGCCCGCUCGGUUCCAGCAACUGAAUCCUUAUUAAACGCUGUGGGUCGCUUAUACUGUCGGGGCCAUUCCAUGAAUUUGUCAACUAUCAAUUUCCCAUAUGGUAGUGCAACACCGGGUCUCUUGCACAACCUGCCAGAAUACUCAUUCGACCACUCUCGCACCUACUGGCGGGAGUCCAGAAUCAGCCGAGAUUACAGACUGCGACAGCAGCCAUUCAAUCCAUUCCUUGGUUUCCCGGCCCCAGAUUGGAAUCCUCUACACGCCAUCUGGCGUCGCAAGAUUAGAUUAUCGGAGAGCAGUUGGCUUAAAGACCAUAAGGUAAGCGUUUUCAGCUACAACCUAGAAAUGAAUUACGAAAGACUGACAAUUCGGAUUAG
Messenger RNA from Hymenoscyphus albidus, 1203 nucleotides. The record is from the annotation of a GenBank genome assembly. Lineage: Eukaryota; Fungi; Ascomycota; Leotiomycetes; Helotiales; Helotiaceae.